AUGGCAUCUUGUACAAGGCUUUAUGAUCAGCUAGAUAAAAUAUCUAAUUUACUUUGUGAUUUCACUGAAUUAUCCAAAACAUAUCUUAAAAAAAAUUCAAAAAAGUUGAUAGAUUUACAAAAUAAAUGGUCAAAAAAUAUUUUAAAAAUGGAAAACUUAGUUAAGCAUUUGAAAAUUUUAGGUUAUGAUUAUGCUAUACCACAAGAAAUAAUAGAUUUUAAAUUUGAAGAUCUGUUAUCUUCCUCUUAUGCUUCAUCAUCAUCAUCUACAUCCAGAAUUUUUGAUAAUCAGAAAAAAAAAAAUAAAAAUAUUAGCAAUAGCAAUAACAAUAAUCCUUUUACUACUAAUACCUCAUCACAAAUUACAACUACCACUGACACCACCAUCACCAAUAAUAAUACAUGGAAAGAAGCAAAAACCAAUUAUGUUGUAGUGUUGGAUAGUGAUGAUGAAAAACCACAAGAAGUUAAUAAAUGUGAUGGUAGUGUUGUUGAUGUUAUUAUGAUAGGCACCGAAUCUAAUCCGCUUAUUAUAAAUGAUUCCUGUGAGGAAUUAUGCGGAGAAUUAAUAGAAAAAGAAGAAGAAAUAUUUUUGGAGAAUAUAAAAAAUACACUUGAAAUAUAUGAUAAUGAAUUUGAUUAUAGAAUUAAAAAUGGAUUCCCAUUAAAUUCAAAAAAAUUAAAAGAAAAAUAUGUCAGUGAUGAUAGUGCUAUGGAAUCGGGAGUUGAAAUUGACACAUCAAAAUUGGAACCAAUUGAUAAACUUAGAAAUUUGCAGUGUAUAGAUUUUCACCAAGGUAGUGGUGAUGUUAAUGAAAUGGCAUUUCAUAUUUCAAAGUUCAAAAACCACGAGGGGCCCAAACUUGCAAUUGCUUACAUAGCAAAUCAUGACCCAAAAUAUAAUAUGACAGGUAAUCUACAAUUAUUUGAUGCCAGGAAAGGAACUGUAUAUUACUUACAAGGACAUUAUGAUCAUCAUACAGAAACUACAAAUGAAAAAUUAUGGAAAUCUGUCACAGAUGUGAAAUUUUCUCAGAGGGGAAAAUUUAUUUAUUCCUGUUCCACUGAUAAAAAAGUCAUUAUCUGGUCAUCAAUAGGUAAAGAAGAUCAAAUUUGCACUCCCUUGGCAACUGUAGAAUGUGAAGAUACUGUGAAUCGAAUUGCUGUUAAACAUGACAAAUCUAAGGUCACAUAUCAAUUUGCAUCAUGUGACAAUUCAGGCAGCAUCACAUGUUUUAGUUUGAAUGCAGAUGAAGGUAAUUCUUAUAAGCUAGAUAAAAAUAUUUUGCAAAUGAAAACAAAAAUAACAACUGCACCACCUAUUGUUGACAUAGUUUAUGGUGUUGACUAUUUUGAUCAGACUAUUGUUGCUG
This is a messenger RNA of Entrophospora sp. SA101, 1372 nucleotides long. The record is from the annotation of a GenBank genome assembly. Lineage: Eukaryota; Fungi; Glomeromycota; Glomeromycetes; Entrophosporales; Entrophosporaceae.